AUGUAUCGGAAGACGAUGCUUCCGGGCGAUGAAGAGUUGGGCAAGAAAGACGAUGACCAUAGAUACAAACCCGCGCGACAUAACAGUUGGUCAACGUGGAAUCAUACAUUUCGCUGGCGACGGAGAAGGAUACUACUCGCAAUAGUAGGCUUGUUCCUUCUCUACUACUGCUUCCUUAGCAGCUCGGACGACUACGAAGAUUCAAUUGAACCGCAAUAUCGGGGACGACCAAUCACGUCAACAUAUCAGAAACCAAGCGCGAACGACGAUGACGAACCUACUGGACCGCCGCCGGGCAUGCAAAAGCCAAGACGUGGGGAUGCGAUACCUCGUACGUACGACGGGCAGAUACGCUUCUUCCGCCUCGCCGGCUCACUGCGCCCAUCCGCCUCGGCAACGGGUGGCUAUGAGAAGAAGAAUAGGAAUAUAUUAUUCGCAAUGUCGAGCCUGAAGAGCGCCUCGACGCUUUUACCUAUGGUAUGCGAAAUGUCGCAAUGGAAUAGGAACCAUGUACACGCGGCUUUCAUGGGCAGAGAAGAUAUACCGGUAGAGGAUCUGCUCGAGAUAAACGGGAUAGACAAGGCCAAGUGUCCUGCUAUAUGGCAUGAUGCGCGACCGGAUUAUGUGGAGUACAGCACUGAUGUACGCGCUGAGACUGCGGUGAUGGGUGCUAUGCAACACAUCAACGGCUUUCUACAUCCACAAGCAGCCAUUAUAGACGAUUCGAUCUCAGAAGAUCAAUUCUUUGUCCGAGGCAUGCGAACUAAAACUGGAGUGCUGAAGAUGCCUCUUAUUGAAGUACCGAAAGAUAGAUCCGAGGAUUUCGCCUGGGUUUCGCGACUCGACGCUGGCUCGCUCAGGCAUUGGCAUGAUCCCACCGUAGAUAUUUUGAUCCAAGUGCCACCAGACUCGUCGAGCGUUCUGCGGUUGCUGAGGUCAAUCAAAGAUGCUGAUUACAGUGGUCUAAAACCGCCUCGCAUCACAAUCGAGCUACCAGCCGAGCUUGAUAUUUCAGUAAAAGAGCACAUUGAGAGCUUUAAAUGGCCCCCACAUAAUGAAAACCCAAUGGCGGGAAGUGGACUUAGCAUCAGGCGCCGCAUCUUAAGCCACCGCCAUAAUCAGGAAGACUCUGCAAUUCGCUUCCUGGAGUUGUUCUACCCCACGAACACGAUCAACUCACAUGUGCUACUGCUCUCACCACAGGCGCAGCUAUCGCCACAGUACUUCCACUUUGUCAAGUACGCGUUGUUGGAGUACAAGUAUUCAACUUAUGGUGCAGAAGACAAUGAACAUCUCAUGGGCAUGAGUCUGGAGUUGCCAUCAGUGCUCCUGGAUGGCAAGACGAAAUUGGAUCUUCCAUCCACGGCUGAUAUGCAUACUGACCGAUACAAGAAGCUACACUCGGGCGCUAAGAGCGUACCUUUUAUGUGGCAGGCUCCAAGCAGCCAUGCGACCUUGUUGUUAGGGGACAAGUGGGCGGAGUUGCACUCGUUCCUCGGCAACCGCGUCGUGAAGCAUCAGCAGUCGACAAAAUCAACAUCUCGGGGAAAGUUGGUAUCCGAGACACUCCCUGCAUGGACCGAGUACAUGCUUGAGUUCAUGCGUGCGCGGGGUUACUCGCUGCUUUAUCCUGCGACGACAUAUAAUGCGUUGGUAACGAUUCAUAACGAGCUGUAUCACGCCCCCGAAGAGUUCUCUUCAGUGCCGUCCAAAGACGGCCAAGAGUUCCCAGCCCUGCCACUGGAGACAGAUGCGCCAAUCUUGCGUGCGGACGUACCGUCCAAGCCACCUCAAAAUCCCGAGACGCCAGUCAUUCCAGGCUCAGUGCCACUGCAUCAAGCACUACCAUUCGACGGUGAUCUACCCGAAAUUCCUCAUCUACCCCAACUUCUUUACGACGGACAGCAGAUUGCUCCGGUCAACGUAUCCGCCGUGGCGAAGGAAUAUGCGGACAUAUUCCGCAGAGAGAUUGGCGGCUGCAAGAUACCCACGGGCAAGCAUAAGAAGGUUAUAGCGGGUGAAGCUAGCGACUUGUUCUGUUUUGGAGACGAGGAUGAUGGUGACUGGGUGGAGGACGAAAUGAGAGAGGUGGAAAUGUUUGACGCACCCAUCGAUGAUCAAUUGGAGAGGUUGAUUGAGGAUGCGCUACCUGGUGUGGCGACGUCAACGAGAGAGAGGACGAUUACGAAACCCACUGUCGUGGCUGAUGAGGUAUAG
This is a messenger RNA of Alternaria atra, 2217 nucleotides long. RefSeq lists its product as uncharacterized. Bases 1 to 2217 code for a protein of 738 amino acids. The transcript is spliced from 2 exons. Lineage: Eukaryota; Fungi; Ascomycota; Dothideomycetes; Pleosporales; Pleosporaceae. The record is from RefSeq and is a predicted model, not a curated record.